AUGGAGAAUUCAACGAAAAUAGUUUUUGUUCUUCAAGGACUGAAUGGCGCGAUGCCAAACAAACAUACUUACUUUGUCGUCGCUCUUCUCGUUUACCUUUUUACUAUUCUAGUGAACCUGACUUUGAUCGUGACCAUUAUUUUGGAGAAAACACUCCAUGAGCCCAUGUUUAUUUUUCUGUGUGGCUUGUGUGUAAAUGACAUAAUUGGUGCCUGUACGUUUUAUCCAAAAAUAUUGGUGGAUCUUUUAUCUUACUUGAGGGUUACUUCGUAUAUAGCUUGUCUCAGUCAAAUUUUUUUAUUAUAUAGCUACUCCUUCGUCGAAUUUACUACGUUAACAGUAAUGGCUUAUGACCGCUAUAUCGCCAUAUGCAAGCCGCUGAACUACCACUCAAUCGUCACGCCUCGGAAGGUGAUACAAUUGCUGAUUUUUACCUGGCUGUUAACCCUCUGUGAAACAAGUAUUGGGAUGGGCUUGUUAGUCAGACUACCUCUCUGUGGAUUCAACAUCGAUAAGCUAUAUUGCACAGUCUGGGCAGUGGUAAAGCUAUCCUGUGUGGAUACCACUAUCAACAACAUAUAUGGGACCAUUCUUUCUUUUUUUCACGUUUCACAGGUAGUGUUGAUAAUGAUUUCCUAUAUUAAUGUCGUCAGAGCAUCUGUGCGAUCGCAGGAAGGACGGAAUAAAUUCAUGCAGACCUGUUUGCCCCAUUUAAUCUCAUUGACCAACUUCACAGUUUCAAUAAUUUUUGAUGUCAUGUACGCUCGCUAUGGUCCCACCACCCGUCUACUGGCUCUCCGCAAUUUCAUGUCGCUGGAGUACCUCGUCGUUCCCCCGAUCCUAAACCCCCUCAUCUACGGACUGAAAAUGAACCAGAUCCGCAGGAGAAUCUUUCGAAUUUGCAACAAGAAAGUACAUGUUAUAAAGUGA
Molecule: messenger RNA, 930 nt
Organism: Conger conger (European conger)
Lineage: Eukaryota; Metazoa; Chordata; Actinopteri; Anguilliformes; Congridae
Product: olfactory receptor 1-like
Exons: 1
Coding region: 1-930 (309 amino acids)
Biological process (GO): G protein-coupled receptor signaling pathway
Cellular component (GO): membrane
Molecular function (GO): olfactory receptor activity; G protein-coupled receptor activity
Source: RefSeq, a predicted model, not a curated record